Nematolebias whitei (Rio pearlfish) is the source of this 2816-nucleotide messenger RNA. It is a transcript of the gene fig4a, whose product is annotated as FIG4 phosphoinositide 5-phosphatase a. The transcript is spliced from 24 exons. Gene Ontology annotation, molecular function: phosphatidylinositol-3,5-bisphosphate 5-phosphatase activity. The record is from RefSeq and is a predicted model, not a curated record. Gene Ontology annotation, biological process: phosphatidylinositol dephosphorylation. Lineage: Eukaryota; Metazoa; Chordata; Actinopteri; Cyprinodontiformes; Rivulidae. Gene Ontology annotation, cellular component: intracellular membrane-bounded organelle. The coding region runs from base 64 to 2793 and encodes 909 amino acids.
UAGCUAGCUGGCUAAAGUUACUACUGCUCUUGCGUCGUCUCGUCGGGGACUUUUGUCAGUAAAAUGCCUCAAGCUGCAGCUAUCAUCAGUGGGAUCCAGAGGAUGGUUCUGUAUGAAACCAGAGCAAGGUAUUUUUUGGUUGGGAACAAUCAUGCACAAACCAAACACAGAGUUCUAAAGAUUGACCGCACAGAGCCCAAAGACCUGGUGAUCAUCGACGACAAGCAUGUGUACAACCAGCAAGAGGUGUGCGAGUUGCUGGGCCGUCUGGACCUCGGCAACCGCACCAAAAUUGGCCAGAAGGGUUCCUCUGGCUUGUCCAGGGCUGUCACUGCCUAUGGCAUUGUGGGGUUUGUACGUUUCCUGGAGGGGUACUACAUUGUCUUGAUCACCAAACACAGAAAAAUGGCCGACAUCGGGGGCCACUCUAUUUAUAAAGUUGAAGACACCACCAUGAUCUACAUUCCCAACGACUCUGUCCGAGUUACACACCCUGAUGAAGCAAGAUAUGUGCGGAUUUUCCAGAAUGUGGACCUUUCAAGCAACUUCUACUUUAGCUACAGCUACGACCUGAGCCACUCGCUGCAGUACAACCUGACAUCGCUGCAGAGACCCUAUGAACUGUGGUCGUCAGCAGCUACUCCUGCUGAGGCAGAGGUGCACGCUCAGACCAAGCAGGACUGCUUCGACAUCUUCGAAGAUGAAGGUGUGCCUACUCAAGUGGUUUAUGGCCUCCAAACUGAGCCGUAUUACAAGUACGUGUGGAACGGGAAGCUCCUGGAGCGAGUCAAGGACAUUGUGCAUCCUGACUGGCUCAUGUACAUAAUCCACGGCUUUUGUGGUCAGUCCAAACUACUGAUCUACGGUCGACCAGUUCACAUCACCCUCAUUGCCAGGCGCUCCAGCAGAUUUGCAGGGACCCGCUUCCUGAAAAGAGGUGCCAACUGUGAGGGGGAUGUAGCAAACGAGGUGGAGACCGAACAGAUCGCCCAUGAUGCUUCAGUUAUGUCUUUUACAGCAGGAAGCUACUCCUCAUAUGUCCAGGUGCGAGGCUCUGUCCCGCUGUACUGGUCCCAGGACAUUUCCACCAUGAUGCCAAAACCCCCAAUAAGACUGGAUCAAGCAGACCCAUAUGCAACUGUAGCUGCCCUCCAUUUUGACCAGAUGCUGCAGCGGUUUGGCUCACCCAUUAUUAUCCUCAACCUGGUCAAGAAACGUGAAAAGAGGAAACAUGAGAAGAUUCUGAGUGAAGAGCUCUACCCUGCUGUGAUAAACCUCAAUCAGUUCCUCCCUCCAGACCACCGCAUUGACUACAUUGCCUGGGACAUGGCCCGCUACACCAAGAGUAAAUUAUGCAACGUUUUGGACCGCUUGAGCAUGAUCGCGGAGAAUGUGGUGAAGCGAACAGGUUUCUUCAUUAAUCGCUCUGACUUCUACUGUCACACCCUCAGACCAGACGACAGGUGGCGAGAUGUUGGUGGAUGUGUUACAUUUAAAGGACGUCUGCAAACUGGUGUGUUGCGGACCAACUGUGUGGAUUGUUUGGACCGGACCAAUACAGCCCAGUUCAUGGUGGGCAAAUGUGCGCUGGCCUACCAGCUUUAUGCUCUGGGAAUGAUUGACAAGCCGAAGCUACAGUUUGAUACUGACUGUAUGAGGUUGUUUGAGGAGCUCUAUGAGGACCACGGAGACACUUUAUCUCUGCAGUAUGGUGGCUCUCAGCUGGUCCACAGGGUGAAGACUUACCGUAAGAUUGCACCAUGGACUCAACACUCCAAAGACAUCAUGCAGACACUGUCUCGGUACUAUAGCAACGCUUUCUCAGACGCAGACAGACAAGAUUCCAUCAACUUGUUCCUCCAAGUUUACCAGCCGUCAGAGAACAAGCCGCACCUUUGGGAGCUGCCUACUGACUUUUACCUGCAUCAGACGAGCACCAUGGCCCUCCCGAUCAACAGACGCAGCUACACCCUGUGGUGGUCAGACGGAGUCAUAUCCUACCUUCCUGUUCCCUAUGAUGAAGUCACAUGUGAAGACACGAUGAAGAAGGUGAAAGUGAAGAGACUGAACCGUUUUGAUGAAAAUAUCGACACCUACACGGAAUUCUUCAAACCUUACGAGCUUACCUUCUUCGAUGACACUUUCUGUAUUGCCAUGACCAACUCUGCCAGAGAGUUUAUGCCAAAGUCGGUGGGAGUGGAUCCAAGUCCGUUCACGGUUCGCAAGCCAGAGGAAACGGGGAAAUCAGUUCUGGGAAAAAGCAGCAAGGAGGAGACAAUUCUCCAAAGGAAGACUGCAGCCAGCGCGCCUCCUCCUCCAAGUGAGGAGGCCAUCACCAGUACAUCCGAGGAUGAUUCUGAGGAGGACCGGGACGACGAGGGCUCGGUGUCCCAGCGCUCUACCCCCAUCAAACUGCUGACAGAGUCUGGGGAGAGCAGUCGCACACAGGAGGAAAUCCAGACUCGGCACACGAUUAAAGAACCGUACGGACUUGAUGCUGCUAAAUGUCCUGCUGACGAAGACCUGCUCAUUUACGAAAGGUUUGCACAUCUUGGAGAGAGCCAGCACAGUGUGGAGAAAACGGAACAGAUAAACUUGGCAAACAUCAUUUGCUUGGUACCGGUCUCACGCUUCCCAACCGACGGCGUCUACGCGGUUUCUGUUCCACAGGUGGACAGAGACAGUCGUGACGUGUUUGAGAGCCACGUGAUGGCGGGUCAGGGCCAGGUGAGGGCGCUGUGUAGGGACGACAUGCUGAUGUACCGGGAGUACGUCAAGAACAGAUACAUGUGAGCGCGACAUAACGGGAACGGAAA